AAUUCUGUACAUAUCGAAGACUGGCUUUUCCAGCGACUGUUUCUAGAUGUUAUAUUCACUUUGCUCGUGGUAUAGUAGACGUAUUUCAGAAGUCGGAUCAUCAAUGCCAGUACGAUAAACACUAAAAACGACAUUCAAAGACUAGUUAGACGUUUCUCAAGAGCUUGUGUUAAGAUGACUUGGCAAAGGAGUUUCUUAUUUCGUAUGAUCGUGUUUCUGACCUUUUUUCAUCCGGAUUGUUUUAAUAAUUCCAAGUUCGAAGAUCCAGGUCCUGCACAAAAGGAAAAUGUAAAAUGCAUAACAAACCAAAUUGAAGACGAUUUGAUGAUUCAAUCAUUGACAGAUUUUUCCGAGCCAGAUAAAAGGCAGAAAAACCCAGUAAUAGAGAGGAGAGUACCAGAAGGUACAGACUUUAUGUAUGAAUGUCGUAACUUGAAGAAAGAAGCAAUAUUGAAAUGGGGAUUGUAUAAGCGAGGAGUGUCUUCCCCUUCUCGUCUCUUUUCAAGAGUGGAAGUAGCUAAGGCGAAAUCCUUUUGCUCGGUGUAUUGGGCAUCUGAAUUCAAAGCUUCAAGGUAUUCUGGACGAAUACAUGUUGAAUACAACACAACGUCACAGUGCGUCAUAUGGAUUCUAUCAAGCGUAACCAGGGAAGAUGAGAAUAUUUUCGUUGCUGCAGUUCGUGAUAAUUUUGCACAAGGCCAAGGCUUUAGGGAGUGCACUCCCGUAUCCUUAAAUGUAUUUAAAGCUAAUACACCUGUCCCUACUACACCAGCUUUACAGACCACACCCGUUACAACCCAAAAACCAGGUGAGUCAGUGUUUAACCAGUUUCUGAUUACCUUUUCAGUUACUUUCAAAUAUCUAAUAUUUCGUAUAUAGAAAUUACACUUUAGUAAACAAACAAA
Actinia tenebrosa (Australian red waratah sea anemone) is the source of this 905-nucleotide messenger RNA. RefSeq lists its product as uncharacterized. NCBI's taxonomy places the organism in Eukaryota, Metazoa, Cnidaria, Anthozoa, Actiniaria, Actiniidae. The record is from RefSeq and is a predicted model, not a curated record.